UGUGGUCCCGAGAGCCUACAGUGGCUUCCAGCUUUGCGCCUCGCUCCCGGGAGCGUUCGAACGCCCGCAGCCUGUUUCCCCGGGACGCUUACCCGGCCGUGCGCCCCAGUCUCCCGCAGGCUGUCUGGCCGCCGGGAACGCUCCGGGCAAGCCCGCGACCGCGCGACUCUGUCCGGGGGCCGCUCUCAGCACCCCUUGUUGCAGCCGCGGAGCCGCGGUGGGCAGCAUGCGGGACUACGACGAGGUGACCACCUUCCUGGGCGAGUGGGGGCCCUUCCAGCGCCUCAUCUUCUUCCUGCUCAGCGCCAGCAUCAUCCCCAACGGCUUCAAUGGAAUGUCUGUCGUGUUCCUGGCCGCCGCUCCGGAGCACCGCUGCCGGGUGCCGGACACCGCGAACCUGAGCCGCGCGUGGCGCAACCACAGUAUCCCGCUGCGGCUGCUGGACGGCCGCGAGGUGCCUCACAGCUGCCGGCGCUACCGGCUGGCGGCGAUCGCCAACUUCUCGGCGCUCGGGCUGGAGCCGGGGCGCGAUGUGGACCUGGAGCAGCUGGAGCAGGAGGGCUGCGUGGAUGGCUGGGAGUUCAGCCAGGACAUCUACCUGUCCACCAUCGUGACCGAGUGGAGUCUAGUGUGUGAGGAUGAUUGGAAGACACCCCUCACCUCCUCCCUGUUCUUUGUGGGCGUGCUCCUUGGCUCCUUUGUGUCCGGGCAGCUAUCUGACAGGUUUGGCAGGAAGAGCAUCCUCUUCGCAACCAUGGCUGUGCAGACUGGCUUCAGCUUCCUGCAGAUUUUCUCCAUCAACUGGGAGAUGUUUACUGUGUUAUUUGUCAUCGUUGGCAUGGGCCAGAUCUCCAACUAUGUGGUGGCCUUCAUUCUAGGAACUGAAAUUCUUGGCAAGUCAGUUCGUAUUAUAUUCUCUACGUUAGGAGUGUGCACAUUUUUUGCAGUUGGCUACAUGCUGCUGCCCCUGUUUGCUUACUUCAUCAGAGACUGGCGGAUGCUGCUGCUGGCGCUGACGGUGCCCGGGGUGCUGUGCUUCCCGCUGUGGUGGUUUAUUCCCGAAUCUCCCCGGUGGUUGAUAUCCCGGAGAAGAUUUUCAGAGGCUGAAAGUAUCAUCCAAAAAGCUGCAAAAAUGAACAACAUAGCUGCCCCAAGGGUGAUUUUUGAUCCUAUGGAGCUACAGGAACUAAAACUCCCUGGUCAGCAGAAAGUUCUCAUUCUGGACCUGUUCAGGACUCGGAAUAUUGCCAUAAUAACCAUUAUGUCCUUGCUCCUGUGGAUGCUAACCUCAGUGGGUUACUUUGCUCUGUCUCUCAAUGCUCCUAAUUUACAUGGAGAUGCCUACCUGAACUGUUUCCUUUCUGCCUUGAUUGAGGUUCCCGCUUACAUUACAGCCUGGCUGCUGCUUCGAAGGCUGCCUCGGCGUUACAUCAUCGCCGGCGUACUGUUCUUGGGAGGAGGUGUGCUUCUUUUAAUUCAGUUCGUACCCGCAGAUUACAACUUCUUGUCCAUUGGUCUGGUGAUGUUAGGGAAGUUCGGGAUCACCUCUGCUUUCUCCAUGCUGUAUGUCUUCACCGCAGAGCUUUACCCCACCCCGGUCAGGAACAUGGCCGUGGGGGUCACAUCCAUGGCCUCCAGAGUGGGCAGCAUCAUUGCUCCCUACUUUGUUUACCUCGGUGCUUACAACAGAGUUCUGCCCUACAUUGUCAUGGGUAGCCUGACUGUCUUCAUUGGAAUCAUCACCCUUUUCUUCCCUGAAAGUUUUGGAAUGACUCUACCAGAGACCUUAGAGCAGAUGCAGAAAGUGAAAGGGUUUAUUAUAAAGAAUGCACAUGAACAGCCAAGUGAAGAGGUACAAAGGGUGAGGUCCAGAAGGGUCCAGAGUGCAAGAGCUUCUGUCCCCAUGCAUUUGGGGAACACCACCGUCCUCACACAUGGAUGUGUUCACCAAUUCAGAAGCUCUCCGAACCUCAGUGUUCAGGGGGUUUUAUGGAGGUUUUAUCAUCUUGGCAUGAUCCAUAACUAAUCCAACCUCUAGCCCCUCACCCCUCCUUGGGGGUUGGAAGGUGGAGCUGAAAGUUCCAGGCUUCUAAUCAAGGCCUGAUCUUUCUGGCAACCAGCCUCCAUCCUGAAGUUAUCAAGGGGCCCUCCAGGAGUUGCCUAAUUAGAACAAAACACAAGAUGCUCCUAUGCCCCCUAUCACCCAGGAAAUGACAAAGGAUUUAGGAGCUUUGUGUCAGGAACUUGGGAC
Molecule: messenger RNA, 2251 nt
Organism: Lontra canadensis (Northern American river otter)
Lineage: Eukaryota; Metazoa; Chordata; Mammalia; Carnivora; Mustelidae
Product: solute carrier family 22 member 4
Exons: 10
Coding region: 227-2026 (599 amino acids)
Biological process (GO): transmembrane transport
Cellular component (GO): membrane
Molecular function (GO): transmembrane transporter activity
Source: RefSeq, a predicted model, not a curated record